AUGUCAGACUCCAAGCAUUCAAGUGACGACGUCGAGUCUUCAAAGCGGCCGACCAUUUUCAUACGUGUCACCGGUCAGCCACCACUACUCCUCUUCAAGUGCUCUUCACCGCUGCUCAGCUCGUACUCCGGCAGUAGUUACGUGUCAUCAGGUCUGCCGCCCUCCUCAUCUUCCUCUUCAGCAUCAACCUACACGCCUAGAUCUCGUUAUGACGCAAGAUCCUACGAUCUGCCCAAGUCUUCAUCGGCCUCAAGAGCGAGAUCAUCCUCCAUAGAUGCUCCUUCCCAUCCCAGAGCGAACUACAGAGAUGUGAAGGCUCCCAUGUCAGACACACGUCGCAAAGUCAGAGAUCUCAUAUGCAAAACUCGUAAGGAUCCCGGCUACUAUGAAUAA
Helobdella robusta is the source of this 393-nucleotide messenger RNA. RefSeq lists its product as hypothetical. Bases 1 to 393 code for a protein of 130 amino acids. The transcript is spliced from 3 exons. The record is from RefSeq and is a predicted model, not a curated record. Lineage: Eukaryota; Metazoa; Annelida; Clitellata; Rhynchobdellida; Glossiphoniidae.